This is a messenger RNA of Fusarium musae, 231 nucleotides long. RefSeq lists its product as uncharacterized. The record is from RefSeq and is a predicted model, not a curated record. Gene Ontology annotation, biological process: attachment of spindle microtubules to kinetochore. The transcript is spliced from 2 exons. Bases 1 to 231 code for a protein of 76 amino acids. Gene Ontology annotation, cellular component: mitotic spindle; DASH complex. NCBI's taxonomy places the organism in Eukaryota, Fungi, Ascomycota, Sordariomycetes, Hypocreales, Nectriaceae.
AUGGAUACUAAGGGCAUGCAGGAAAAGCUCAACGAAGCUGUCGUUGUUAUGAAUAAGAGUCUUCAGGUCAGUAGAAUCCCAUUUCACAUCAAUGGCAUGACUAAUAAGCCGCUUCAGGACAUCAACAUUCAGAACAUGAACGUUGAAUUGGUUGCACAAAUGUUCAAGAACUACCAAUCGAACGUUCUAUUUCACCUGGAGGCCACGGACAACCUUAAGCCGCCGAACUGA